CAUUAGUUAUCAUUUAUUCCGUAGUGUUGAUCCAUGCAUUUUGUUUUUUUUUAAAACCUUGUUUAAUUUAAGUUGGUGAUAGUCUCUUCUGAUUUUUACACAGUAAAUUACGUUUAUAUUAUUAAUUUUCGAGAAAAAAAGAACAAUGACAAGUGGCGACAAAUCUAUUAGUGAAAUACAACAGUUUUUUAAAGGAACGAACGUUUUUAUAACUGGUGCAACUGGAUUCAUAGGACAUGUUUUAGUCGAAAAAAUUCUUAGAACAUGUUUAGUAAACAAGGUGUACCUUCUAAUCAGGUCGAAGAAAAACAAAGACCCACAGACUAGAUUACGUGAAAUGUUUAGCUCCACGCUAUUUAUGCGAUUGUGGGAAGAGCAACCAGACUUCAUCGAAAAGGUAUUGCUUAUCACUGGCGAUUGUGUGGAACCGAAUCUAGGUUUAUCGGCUGCUGACGAAGAAUUCAUGGUCGCCAACAUGGAUAUUGUUAUUCAUUGUGCCGCCACUAUUAAUCUUAACGGUCCACUUAAGCACACGAGUUUCAUCAAUGUUAGGUCUACCAAAGAUUUACUGUUGAUCGCUCGGCGUAUGCACAGACUUAAAUCAUUUGUGUAUGUGUCCACUGCAUUUUCGAACCCAAAUCAACCGAUUAUUGAAGAGAAAAUUUACAAUUGUCACAUACAAGGGGACGCUUUGAUCAACAUGGUCGAAAAUAUGUCGGAUUCACUCAUUAAUUCGAUAACGCCCGAAUGUUUAGGGUCGUGGCCGGACACGUAUACGUUAUCGAAAUGCGUUGCAGAAAAUCUCGUUAAACAAUAUGGUCAAAAUAUGCCGAUAUGUAUCACCAGACCGUGCAUUGUGUUGUUUACAGACAAAGAACCGAUAAGUGGAUGGGCAAAUACAAUGAAAAGUGUAACUGGGCUGUCUAUAGGUUUGGGAUUAGGAGCUAUACACUUGUUGGCAGCGGAUCCAAAAGUUAAAGCAGUAUUGAUGCCAGCUGAUUACGUAGCGAAUAUGAUUAUUACUGCAGCUCAUCAUGCGUCUAAGACACGUUCAAAAUCUAUAAUUCCAGUAUUCAAUCACGUUUCAAAUAAUAUGGCACCACCAUUAACAUAUGGCUUAUGUACAAAGUAUCUUUUAGAUAAUUUGUUUGAAUAUAAAUUAUUCUCGGAAAAAGAGUUAUGGAAACCAAAUGUGAUUUUAACAAAAUCAAAAGUAUUAUUUACUAUACUUUUUUUUAUAUACCAUUAUUUACCAGCCUUUAUCAUCGAUUGUUGUCUUUGGAUUGCGGGGAAAAAAAUGAGAGCAAUAAAAAUAUACAAAAAAGUUGAAGUAAUGAUGAAUGAAAUGAGAUAUUUUGGUACUGUUGAUUUUAAAUUUGAUGACAGCCAUUUUAAAGCUCUCAUAUCAUCACAAAGUGAUAAAGACAAACAAUUAUUUUACUUGGAUAUGACAAAUAUGAAUUGGAAUAGAUAUUUCUUAAGCUCAAUUUACGGAAUCAAAAAAUAUAUCUUGAAAGAUUCUGAAGAUCUAACAAUCGGCCAAAAGCGACAUAAAAAAGUUAUGAUGGCUUAUUAUAUGUUAUCUACAAUUAUUUACGGUUGUCUUUUAUAUCUACUUUAUUUAUUAUUUAAAAUGGUAUUUCUUGUAAAUUAAUAUGAUUCUAAAACAUUAUAGUUUGUACUCGUAAGUGGCAUGGCACCUGUAGCUAUUGGAGAAGUUUUUCUUCAAGUGGACUGUAUGACAAUAAAAUAUUGACGGCAAUCAAAUGACUAAUGAUAUAUUUAUUUAUUUAUUUUAUUAACGUUAUAUUUGUUGUACAGUGCACACGUUACAAUAUGAUUAUGAUUUUAUAAGUCAUUCUAUAUCUUUGUAUAAUUUUGUAUCAAUGAUAAUUUUCUCAAUGAUUAUCGCAUUUUCUCUAAGAAAAUACAAAAUAACUCUCAAUUAGUUUAUAAUAUUUGUUUCUAAAUUUAUCUAUUUAUAAUUUAAUAACUUAUAUUCUUUAUUUGUCUAUUUAUUUUCCUGCCCUUCUAAUAUCUAGAGACAUUCAAAGUAUUAUUCGAAUGUUCUCCUUUAAAUAUUGUAAUACGAUGGAAAAGUAAAUCGGUAAAAAUGGAAAUGUAUGAUUUUUUGAGGAAAAAAUAAAUCUACCAAUUCAUGAUUUCGAGAAACAGGAAAAUGUACUUAUACUUUUGAUGGAAACAAGUAAUUCCUUUUUUUUUAUUCAUUAUUAUUCUACCUUUUGUAAAUAUUGGUUUAUAUUCUAUAUGUAUAUCUUUAAUUGUACCAAUAAUCAGUCAUUUUUUCU
Melanaphis sacchari is the source of this 2309-nucleotide messenger RNA. RefSeq names its product fatty acyl-CoA reductase wat-like. Gene Ontology annotation, cellular component: peroxisome. Gene Ontology annotation, biological process: long-chain fatty-acyl-CoA metabolic process. Bases 146 to 1654 code for a protein of 502 amino acids. The transcript has 11 exons. The record is from RefSeq and is a predicted model, not a curated record. Gene Ontology annotation, molecular function: alcohol-forming very long-chain fatty acyl-CoA reductase (NADP+) activity. Lineage: Eukaryota; Metazoa; Arthropoda; Insecta; Hemiptera; Aphididae.